GUACCUUGCCCCUUUCAGGUCAGUGUUGUUGUUGUCGUACGGAAUCGAGACAGAUAUUAUAAAGAAGGACCAAGAUCGGACAGUUGUAUAAGGGUAAAUGAAACAACAUUCGGUCGCAGUAAUUUUACCGUCUGCUGCUGCUCAAGUUCAGUCGAAGAUGAGCCUCCGAUCAAAAUCGACAGUUAUUGUACAAAUCGCUCUUUCUUGCUCUCGUCAGAAGAUUUAAGACGGGUUCUCUCUUCAUGGAAAUCAAUAUUACACAAGGAUGUCUUGAUCAAUAGGAUUUUAAAAAAUAUACUGCUGUCAAGCGACAAUAUCAGACAAGUGUUCCGGUUGCAUAUGUGUUCAGUCGAAGAUCUUGACAGACAUCCAAGGUUCGAACGACAUUGCAAGAGUUUGCUUUUGUUCAUGAACAUAAUCAUACUGAAGCUUAAAACAGGUCCCAACAAACUAAUAGAUUUGACUCAGGAAGUGGGUCAGAAGCACGUAAGUUUCCGCGAAGUUGUUUUUGAUGCCGAAUAUUGGCUGACGUUCAAACGCGCGAUUCACGAGGACGAAAAGGACCGCCAAUUAACGAAGGAAGCGUGGAAUCGACUUAUGACUUUCCUCAUCCUUGAAAUCAAAGAUGCCUUUCUCAAGCACAUCCAAGUACGUGGUCCUGGCUUUGGUGACAAACUUAUGCAAAUGGAUCUGCUACAAGAAACUCUACAACAGGAACUGAAUGGAAGUCACCAAAUUUUGCGCAGUUUAAGUAUCGCAUGA
Molecule: messenger RNA, 762 nt
Organism: Soboliphyme baturini
Lineage: Eukaryota; Metazoa; Nematoda; Enoplea; Dioctophymatida; Soboliphymatidae
Source: the annotation of a GenBank genome assembly